Molecule: messenger RNA, 1978 nt
Organism: Etheostoma spectabile (orangethroat darter)
Lineage: Eukaryota; Metazoa; Chordata; Actinopteri; Perciformes; Percidae
Gene: ash2l
Product: ash2 like, histone lysine methyltransferase complex subunit
Exons: 17
Coding region: 48-1829 (593 amino acids)
Cellular component (GO): Set1C/COMPASS complex
Molecular function (GO): transcription cis-regulatory region binding; protein binding
Source: RefSeq, a predicted model, not a curated record
UCUCGCUUCUUCUUCUAUUUUUUUUGUUGUUUUCAUUGAUUUGAAACAUGGCGUCUGAAGGAGAGGCGGGCACUGCCGCUACAACCGAACCGGAGACCGGAGACGGGGAUGCUGCAUUUGGGGAACUACCCACCAGCAUGGACACGGAGUCCUCCAACGGCAAAGAGGGAAUGGAAACGGCCGGCGAGGGCUCGGAGGCUGCGGACGCUCUGACGGGAUCCGGAGACGAGGAGAGCGGGCGGCAGCUGGGCGACGUGGAGCUGCAGUGUGCUUUGUGUAUGAAGUGGUUCACGGCAGACACGUUUGGCAUCGACACCGCGACCUGUCUUCCCUUCAUGACUAACUACGUGUUUCACUGCAACGUGUGCCAUCACAGCGGCAACACAUACUUCCUCAGGAAACAAGCCAACCUGAAGGAGAUGUGUCUCACAGCGCUGGCAAACCUGACAUGGCGGUCCAGAACACAGGACGAGCACCCAAAGACCAUGUUCUCCAAAGACAAGGAUAUCAUACCGUUCAUUGACAAGUACUGGGAGUGCAUGACGACCCGUCAGAGACCGGGGAAGCUCACCUGGCCCAACAACAUAGUGAAGACAAUGAGUAAAGAGCGGGAUGUGUUUCUGGUGAAGGAACACCCUGACCCCGGCAGUAAAGACCCAGAGGAGGAGUACCCCAAAUUUGGCCUGUUGGACCAGGACCUGGGAACCAUCGGACCGUCCUACGACACGCAGAAACAGACCACCGCUGCUCCCACGGCCGCUGGGCUGAACGGUGGAUCUUCUUUCUCAGGUGCUUUGGCCCCUGGUCCAGGAAAAGGAAGAGGGGCCAAACGCAAGCAGCAGCAGCAGCAGGAGGGCGCUGCAGCUGGAGCUGCCAAGAGAACCCGAAGCGACCCCCUCUUCUCGGCCCAGCGCCUUCCUCCCCACGGCUACCCGCUGGAGCACCCCUUCAACAAGGACGGGUACCGCUACAUCCUGGCCGAACCAGAUCCUCACGCUCCGGACCCCGAGAAACUGGAACUGGACUGCUGGGCCGGCAAGCCCAUCCCGGGGGAUCUGUACCGGGCCUGUCUGUAUGAGAGGGUGCUGCUGGCUCUACACGACCGAGCGCCUCAGCUGAAGAUCUCCGACGACCGUCUGACGGUGACCGGGGAGAAGGGCUACUCCAUGGUGCGAGCGUCCCACGGCAUCCGGAAGGGCUCCUGGUUCUUCGAGGUCACCGUAGAGGAGAUGCCCCCGGAGACGGCCGCCCGGCUCGGCUGGUCCCAACCACUCGGCAACCUGCAGGCGCCGCUGGGUUACGACAAGUUCAGCUACUCGUGGCGCAGCAAGAAGGGCACGCGGUUCCACCAGUCGAUAGGGAAGCAUUACUCCUCCAGCUACGGGCAGGGGGACACGCUGGGCUUCUUCAUCGAGCUGCCGGACGCCACGGAGACCGCCAGGGCUCUGCCGGACACGUACAAGGACAAGGCACUGAUCAAGUUCAAGAGCUACCUGUACUUUGAGGAAAAGGACUAUGUCGACAAAGCGGAGAAAAGCCUGAAGUCGAUGAGCUCCAGCAGGAUGAUUUUCUAUAAAAACGGAGUGAGCCAAGGCGUAGCCUUUGAAAACCUGUUUGAAGGCAUGUACUUCCCUGCCAUCUCACUCUACAAGAGCUGCACGGUGUCGGUUAACUUUGGGCCACAUUUCAAACACCCUCCGAAGGAGCUGAAGUACCAGCCGAUGAGCGACAUGGGCUGGGGAGCUGUGAUCGAGCACACGCUGGCUGACAUGCUGUACCACGUGGAGACGGAUGUGGACGGACGACGUAGCCCGCCGUGGGAAGGAUGAACGCGGCUUGAAUUCAGUACGCUCUCACACCCCCCACCCCACCCCCACCCCCACCCUCACCCUACCGCCUCAGCCCAAAAAAACAAACAUCUUCAGACAGUAAAAUAAAAGCAAUUUGCAAGACAGGAAGUUAAAACGUAAAUAAAUAC